This is a messenger RNA of Psylliodes chrysocephalus, 1404 nucleotides long. The record is from the annotation of a GenBank genome assembly. NCBI's taxonomy places the organism in Eukaryota, Metazoa, Arthropoda, Insecta, Coleoptera, Chrysomelidae.
AUGGAUUUAGCGGAAACUAUGAAAAACGUACUAGCCAAAGGAAUGCAACAAACUUCCGUAAAUGAUUUACCAUCAGCCGCAAAUAUGGGUUUUCCUGGUACAGGUUAUGUUACGGAGAAAUUGUAUAUGUUGUUGCAGUUGUAUUUGCAAAACAAGGGCUGGAAUCCGUCCGUUGAACUCCUGCAAUGCUUCACGGAAUUAAAAGAGACUUCAAUGCUUCCUAAUGCUGCUUAUUUGCAAAUGAUGGCAUCUAGAGUAACUCUAGACUCUCAAGGACGAUUGAUUUUGAGAGAAAAUGGCAAAAUUAUUCUACCAUUCGAACAUUUCGCAAAUGCAGUUAUGCUUAAGCAUAUGAAUGGUCCACACGGGUUGCAUUUAGGCGUUGAAGCUACAGUUAGGGCUGUUAUGGAUUCUUACACCAUCGGAAGGGAAAAUUUUGGCAUGGAGAAGGAAUUUAUCAUUGAAGUAGUUCAAAACUGUCCAAAUCCGGCUUGCAGAUAUUACAAGAGCCAAAUGGAGCUUACACAGAAAACUUUACAGCAUCUGAAUGCCAGUUAUUUAGGAGAAUCACAAACCAGUUCCAAUGAUAUUAGAUCUCGUUUGAAUGCAGAUUUGGCAGCACAAAACAGCUUGGAGGUUAAGCCCAAUCCGCCUCUAAUGGAAAGACCUAAAUCUGUUGCACCAACUCAACAACAGAUAACAGCAGCUUUGAUCCAACAACAAAACCGUGUCAUCGCUCAGCAAAACAUCGAGAAGCUGAACGCCAAUUUGGAAAAACAGCGUCAACAAAUCCAGUUGCAACAACAGCUCGACAUAGCCAAGGGACAACAACAACAGCAGCACCAACAACAGCAGCAACAACAACAGCAUCACCAGCAACAACACCAGCAGCAACAACAACACCAGCAGCAACAACAACAGCAACAUCAACAACAACAACAGCAACAACAACAACAACAGCAGCAACAACAACAACAGCAACAACAGCAAAAGCAACACUUUGAAUUGCCUUUGAUGGAGCACAAAAUUACUGAUUUUUUGAGAGCAAAUUUGGAGAAUUUGGAAGGAUUAUCAUCCUCCAACAAGGAUCUGUUAGCUCUCCACAACGGAGCGUGGACUCCCAAUACGAACGCACCAUCGACGCCAACUGAAAAGAAUCUGUCCGAAGGGGGACAGGAGAAAAUAGUGCGAGCAUUUAGCGAGGUUAUGAAAAAUAUGGCUAGAAUGAAGACGUACGUCCGUCCGGCUAUGUGUAAGCCAUACGGCAAGCAAUCGGAGGCUUUGCAGAAAACACUAAUGGAUACUAUUCAGCUUAUCCAAUCAUUGAGAAGUUUCUUACCUCCUCCACAUAUACAAGUAAGUUCAUGGAAGAACGAAGACAAACACCGAUAUGAGGACGCUUAA